Molecule: messenger RNA, 785 nt
Organism: Bombus impatiens (common eastern bumble bee)
Lineage: Eukaryota; Metazoa; Arthropoda; Insecta; Hymenoptera; Apidae
Exons: 1
Coding region: 71-439 (122 amino acids)
Source: RefSeq, a predicted model, not a curated record
AGCUAUAGAUAUUGAAGAACGCGAAGGACUUAAAACCUAUUUGCUCAACUUACGAUACGAGAUAGGACAGAUGGUAGUAUCUAGCGAUCCAAAGAUCCUGAACCUUGCCCAACAACUAGCAGCCGACAGAGAACAAUGGUUACGAGAAGCAAAUCGUGUCGCCAACCGUCCAAAGAAUCAAUCUCACAACACUACACUAGUAUCCAAGCGGACUACUACCGAUCCACAACCACAAUCUUUUGCUCAGCUACCUAGCCGACCAUUAGACGACCGCAUGAAACCGAAGUGUCCGAAGUGUUUACGAACUGGACACACAGCCGAAAACUGCUACUCUAGAAAUUUUUCAUUCGCCAACCAAGGAAGGAUUCCACCUCGAGUAAACCAAACAACGGAGAACCCAGAGGAAGCCUAUCUCGAGUCAACUGCACCACCACUGUAAGAUUACUAUCAAUCGUACUGCAACGAAGAGACGGAGGAAGAGCCAGAUUCCUCAUCGAUACCGGAGCAGGAAUCAACCUUAUAAAAGAAAAAGCCUCGCUAAACGUCCAAACCUCUAACCCAAAGACCUUCCUAAUGGGAAGUGACAAACAUACCACUAACAAAAUUUGCAAUUUAACCAUGCUCAAGAAAAAUCAUCAAUUUCAGUCCCUAACAACUUUCCUCUAAUCGAAGAUGGAAUAAUCGGACUCCCAUUCCUUACAAAGUACCAAAACAGCGUCACUAACAAUAAACUAACCUUAGACGAAAUUAUAUUACCAUUCUAGAAAACCGAUAACAAGAUAAGA